Molecule: messenger RNA, 1354 nt
Organism: Cucumis melo (muskmelon)
Lineage: Eukaryota; Viridiplantae; Streptophyta; Magnoliopsida; Cucurbitales; Cucurbitaceae
Product: putative RING-H2 finger protein ATL21A
Exons: 3
Coding region: 43-1239 (398 amino acids)
Molecular function (GO): polysaccharide binding
Source: RefSeq, a predicted model, not a curated record
CAUCCGUUCUUCGUCUUCUUCUCUCUGAUCGGAGCUCUGAAAAUGGCCCUCUCCAAAUUCUCCGUCGCCCUCCUCCUCCUCCUCCUUUUCUUCUUUAACGGAGCAGAAUCGCAGUUUCUAUGUAAAAGCUCCUCCUGCAGUGGAGGUUUCUUGCCGGAAGUUCGAUUCCCGUUCCGACUGAAGAAUUGGCAGGAUUCUCGGUGUGGAUACCAGCCAGAUUUCGACUUGUUUUGCAACAAUCGAAACCAAACGAUUCUGAAUCUCCCGAACGCGGGAGACGUCAUGGUGGAGAUUAUCGAUUACAAAUUUCAGAGGUUAUGGAUCAACGAUCCGGAUCAAUGCUUUCCGAAACGGAUACUAAUGGAUUCUUUCAACCUAGAUAACUCUCCGUUCAUUUAUAAUUAUCGAUUGGAUCAAUUCACCGUUCUUAAUUGUUCCUAUUACGUCGAAACACUCCCGUUCGAUCGCGUACGGAGGAUCAAAUGUAUGAGCGGCGCAAACCACACUGUAAUCAAUGUUCCGGACAGAGACCUAAAGGCAGUUACGAAUCUUCUACCGACACCAUGUAAAGUGGUUGCGACGAAGAAGCUUCCGUUGACGGGAAUGGAGCUUGAAGAAGGAAUGGUGGUGAGGUGGAGUGAGCCGGAAUGUGGAAAUUGCGAGUUACGCGGUGGAGAUUGUGGAUUCAGAAGCAAUUCGAGUGGUGAAGUUGUGUGUUUCAAUCUUCCGAAGAGCGGUAUUCCACGAGGUGCAAAAUACGGCUUGAUCAUCGGCGUUGGGAUCCCGGGCGUUCUCUUUCUAAUCGGGUUGGUGUGUUACAUCUGCGGCAAGUGCAAAGCCUUUGCUCGGCCCAAUCGUCCAUCAUCAAACCUCUCCCUUUCAUUGGGCCACGAUCCCACUUCUACCAAAGCAGGCCUCGAUGGCCCAACAAUCGAAUCAUUCCCCAAAACAACAUUGGGCCAGAGUCGACGACUUCCCAAGUCCAACGACACCACAUGCGCCAUUUGCUUGUCGGAGUACCAAUCAAAGGAGACAAUUAGAACUAUACCAGAUUGUGGUCACUUUUUCCAUGUCAACUGUGUUGAUGAGUGGCUUAAAUUGAAUGCCACGUGUCCAGUUUGUCGAACCUCGCCGGAGGAUUCUUCCGCCACCUCCACGCCUUCUCAAUCAACGUCAUCCAUGUCUGUGUCGUUGCCAACGUCACCCCGAUCGUUAGCAUCGUUACCACGUAGUGACUAGGGAAGUUUGUUAAGUAUGGUUGUUUACAUGGUUUGUGUAUAUACGGGUUCGGAUGUUUGUGGUUUCAAUAUUAGGAUGAUUUUGAGUAUUUGACAAGAUUUAGCUUUUGUUUUUA